AUGGGAGUGAAAAGAAUUGCAGUGAUUGGAGCUGGAGUCAGUGGACUAAGUGCCAUUAAGAGCUGCCUGGAGGAGGGACUUGAGCCCAUUUGCUUUGAAGACAGCAAUGACAUUGGAGGAAUCUGGAGAUAUGAGGAAAAUCCUAAAGGUCACAAGGCCAGAAUGUACAAAUCUGUGAUCUGCAACACUUCAAAGGAAAUGACAGCCUAUAGUGACUAUCCUGCUCCUGAUGACUAUCCCAAUUAUCUGCACAAUUCCAAAAUGAUGGAAUAUGUCAGGAUGUAUGCCAGGCAAUUCAACCUUAACAAAUACAUCCGAUUUCUGUCGAAAGUGUGCAGUGUGAAGAAGCACUCUGAUUUCCCUUCCACUGGCCAAUGGGAUGUCCUGGUAGAGACAGAGGGAAAGCAGGAAACCCACGUCUUCGAUGGAGUCAUGGUAUGCAGCGGCCACUACACUGAUUCUGUUUUGCCACUGCAGUUCUUUCCAGGUAUCAAAAGGUUCAGAGGUUCCUAUUUCCAUAGCUGUGACUACAGAACACCUGAAAAAUUUGUAGAUAAAAGAGUCCUUGUCAUCGGCAUUGGGAAUUCUGGAGCAGAUAUAGCAUGUGAACUCGGCCACAUGGCUAAACAGGUGUUCAUCAGCACAAGGCAAGGUGCAUGGAUACGGAACCGAGUUUGGGAUAAUGGGUACCCCAUGGAUGUUGCCCUCUUCACUCGCUUUAAGAGUAUUCGUGAUGAUUUUCUCCCCACUUUCUUGAUCAACCAAUGGUCAGAAAACAAAUUAAAUGCCAAAUUUAACCAUGAUACUUAUGGUCUGCAAUCACAGCACAGAUUUCUCAGUCAGCGAGCAACUUUCAGCGACGAGCUACCCAACUGUAUAAUUUCUGGAAGAGUGCUGGUAAAACCAAAUGUGAGAGAGUUCACUCAGAUGUCAGCCAUCUUUGAAGAUGGCACAGAAGAGGACGUUGAUGUUGUCAUUUUUGCCACAGGAUAUAAAUAUUCUUUCCCAUUUUUGGAAAAUGAUGAAACCGUUCUGGACGGCCAGCAUUCCAUGUUUAAAUUUGUCUUCCCUCCUCAGCUAGAGAAGCCAACAUUAGCUUUCAUUGGCAUCCUCCAGCCAGAGGGAGCCAUCAUUCCCACGUCAGAACUCCAGAGCCGAUGGGUUGUACGCAUAUUCAAAGGGCUGAACAAAUUACCCUCCAUGAAUGACAUGUUGGCUGACAUCAAACAGAAGAGGAACAAACUAGACAAAGAAUACGUGAAAAGCCCACGUGUGGCUCGAAACGUGGCGUUUGUGAAGUACAUGGAUGAGAUUGCCUCCGAAAUAGGAGUGAAGCCCAACCUUCUCUCUCUCUUCUUCUCAGAUCCAAAAUUAGCAUUAGAGGUAUUAUUUGGUCCAUGUACUCCAUACCAGUACCGCCUGCAGGGCCCAGGGAAAUGGCACAAGGCCCGGGAGGCCAUCCUGACCCAGAGAGCACGGAUCAUCAAACCCCUGAGGACUCGCAUCCUCAGCUGUGACCAGCCUCCCUCCUUUGUAUCACUUUGGCUUAAACGUAUCUGUGCUGCUCUUCUUCUCUUUGUUUUCUCUCUGCUCGUUUUAAAAGGGUAA
Molecule: messenger RNA, 1608 nt
Organism: Chrysochloris asiatica (Cape golden mole)
Lineage: Eukaryota; Metazoa; Chordata; Mammalia; Afrosoricida; Chrysochloridae
Product: dimethylaniline monooxygenase [N-oxide-forming] 5-like
Exons: 8
Coding region: 1-1608 (535 amino acids)
Molecular function (GO): flavin adenine dinucleotide binding; N,N-dimethylaniline monooxygenase activity; NADP binding
Source: RefSeq, a predicted model, not a curated record